AUGACCUCCCCAAAGCCCCCCAGCUCCCCCAAAGAAAGCCCAGAGGUGACCCGCACGCCCAACCCUUCGCCUGAGAGCAGCCCGGGGCUGCAGAGCCACAGCAGCAGCUUGGGGGGUGCGAGUGCUGCUGCUGCUGAUGCUGCUGCUGCUGCUGCCGACGCAGCAGCAGCUGCGGCCCGUGCUGGCGCGCAGGUGGCUGCUGAGGCCGACGCUGCAGCGCACGCCGCCGGAGCUGCUGCUUCCGAUGCUGCUGCUGCUGCUGAUGCUGCACUAGCAGCUCCUGCUGACGGCGGCGCAGCAGAGCCGCAGCCAGAGUCACCAGCAGCAGAAGCAGCAACAGCAGAGCCUGCUGCUGAGCCUGCAGCAGCAGAAGCAGCAGCAACAAGACAAGACAGCGCGCGCAGUUCUUCAUCUACGGCUUCCAAGCGUGAAACGGUUUCUAUCAGUACGCCGCUUGCAGCAGCAGCAGCAGCAGCAGCAGCAGUUGCUGUGGGCGCCCCCUUGAGCACAGCAGCCAUGGCUGCUGCAGCGACAGCAACAGUAGCAGCUGCUGCCGACCAAUACGACAGCCCGCGCAACGGCAGUUUGAGUUCGCGCAGCAGCAACAGCCGCUGCAGCGAGGGCAGCAGGCGCAGCAGCCUCAUCAGCAGCAGCAGCCACAGCAGCAGCAGCAGCAACCGCAGCGGCUUGAGAACCCCCUGCAGCAGCCCAGUGCUUCCAGCAAGUUCUGCUGCCUUUGCUUAUAAGGCCCCCAGCCUCAACUCCCCAAAGCCCAGCGACCUCAGCCCCAGGUUGCUGCUGCCGAUGGGCGGCAGCAGCAGCGGCCGCAGCCACAGCCCCAGGACUAACUCGGACCUCGAGUCCAUGGAGACAGACGCUAGAGUCACUCUCUUCUCCCCUGAGGGCCCCGUGCCCAUCAACAUCUGGGACCUGAAGAAGCUGCGGCACUGGAAUUAUGAUCAGUACCAAGAGUUAAGGAGAGAGUACUUGAAGCAAAAAGCGUCUCCGGUGGUAGAGGAGCGGGCGUUCGCAGUGCCGCACCCCGGGGUGGACUACUUUUACUACAGGGCCCCCUUUUUGAGCCACGCGGGCCCCACAGGGCUGACAGCAGCAGCAGCACAAUGCCUGUUGAGUUCUGGGGCCCGCCUCAGCGCAGACACAGAUCUCCGCAGGACUCUGAAGGAGCGGCUGCAGGCCCACGCGGAGCUGGACCGCAGCCUCACCCGCCUCAGCUGCCUCGGCUGCCUCUAA
Molecule: messenger RNA, 1251 nt
Organism: Eimeria tenella
Lineage: Eukaryota; Apicomplexa; Conoidasida; Eucoccidiorida; Eimeriidae
Exons: 3
Coding region: 1-1251 (416 amino acids)
Biological process (GO): intracellular calcium ion homeostasis; calcium ion transmembrane transport
Molecular function (GO): calcium channel activity
Source: RefSeq, a predicted model, not a curated record